CAUCUUCCUCAUUAACCCCAUUAUCUCUUUCUCUCUCUUAAAUUUUUUUUUUAUUUUAGAGAGAGAAAGUCCGAACAAUUCUCUUCCAAUCUCCCUCACUUUCCUUCUUUCUUUCUCUCCCCAAACACCCUCCAAAGCCAAAAUUCUAGAGAGAGAGGAAUGGAAAGCAUAAUAAUGACAACAACAACGAUGAAGAAGAACAAAAAAUUUGGGCUUCUUCUUUGCGCAGAUGAUACAGACUACGUUAAGAAAAUGUACGGAGGGUAUUAUGGGGUUUUCGUAAGAAUGCUGAAGGAAGAAGGGGAGACUUGGGAUAUGUAUAGGGUGACACGUGGCGAGUAUCCAGACGAAGAUGAAUUGGAAUCGUACGAUGGGUUUGUGAUUAGCGGUAGCAGAAAAGAUGCCCACAGUAACGAACCGUGGAUCUCCAGGCUUUUAAUAUUUCUCAAGAAACUCGAUUCCAUGAAGAAAAAAGUUCUGGGCAUUUGCUUUGGCCACCAGAUACUAAGUAGAGCAUUGGGAGGAAAAUCAGGCCGUUCAAUGACGGGUUGGGAUAUAGGAAUCAGAACCGUUCAUUUUUCAUCUUCAUCAUCAUCAUCAAAGCUUUUUCAAUCUCUCAAAACACCACCCUUACUCUCCAUCUACGAAAUCCAUCGCGAUGAGGUAUGGGAACUUCCUCCGAAGGCUGAACUCAUUGCGUGGUCUGAUAAGACUGGAGUGGAGAUGUUUCGAUAUGGUGAUCACAUGAUGGGCAUCCAAGGCCACCCCGAAUACACCAAAGACAUACUUCUUCACCUAAUCGAUCGCCUUGUUAAGCUCGAUUUCAUUGAGGAUUCUGAAUCUGAGGAAUUGAAGGCCAAGUUGGAUGAACACGAGCCGGAUAGGGAGGCGUUGAGGAGAUUGUGUACUAGCUUUCUCAAGGGUGGAUUAUGAUCUUUAAAGUUAUUGGUUUGGAGAUGAAACCCCGUGAAAGAAAAAAAAGGGUAAUGUGGGGGGCUAAAAUAAUAAAAGAAAAUGUAAAUAUUGAGUGGACUGAAUAGAAAGUUUAGAAGAAGAAAAGUGUGGUGUUAGGCAGGCACUAGCUAGGCAAACACCAAUUUAGUAGUUAUGGUUUAUUGUCAAAGCAAACUACAUUUACUAAUGAAAUUUCAAGCUUUGCCAAAA
Cannabis sativa is the source of this 1164-nucleotide messenger RNA. Its product is annotated as gamma-glutamyl peptidase 5. The record is from RefSeq and is a predicted model, not a curated record. The transcript is spliced from 4 exons. Gene Ontology annotation, cellular component: cytosol. Bases 160 to 933 code for a protein of 257 amino acids. NCBI's taxonomy places the organism in Eukaryota, Viridiplantae, Streptophyta, Magnoliopsida, Rosales, Cannabaceae.